Molecule: messenger RNA, 1319 nt
Organism: Pieris rapae (cabbage white)
Lineage: Eukaryota; Metazoa; Arthropoda; Insecta; Lepidoptera; Pieridae
Product: chromatin complexes subunit BAP18
Exons: 5
Coding region: 195-674 (159 amino acids)
Cellular component (GO): NURF complex; MLL1 complex
Source: RefSeq, a predicted model, not a curated record
UUACCGCAAAAAAACAAAAGGGUCUUUAACAUUUCCGCUUCUUCGUUUGCUUUUUAAUGUUUGGUUGACACAUUUAUUUAUUUUAUGAAGUUAAGAUGAUUCCUAUGUUGAUUCUGACAAAGAUUACGUUUAAUUUUGUUUAAUAAUAGUUAAAAGUUUAAAUUUCAUAAUUUAAUUAAGUUUUCUGCAGCAUCAUGAAUAACUCUGCAGCAAAGGUCGGGGAGAUCUUUCGUGAAGCAGGCAGUGCGUUCAAUAAGUUGUCGGAAAUGACGAUGCUGUUACAUCCAGUCGGAGAUUCACAACCAGGUGGCAAAUGGACGGAAGAAGAAAUUGAGAUGCUACGUUCUUGCGUCCAUCGUUUUGCCGUCGAUCUCAAUAAGCUCAGCCAGCACAUCAAGAGCAGAACAGUAUCUCAAAUCCGAACAACACUAAAGAAGAAGGCUUUCGAGGACGCAGGUAUACCGGUACGUCAGGUUAGCAACUCAGUAAACAACGUACCACAAACAACACAGGUAGUCUCGUCCCUGAGCCUCCUUCAACCGAACAUAUUAGGAAAGAACGCCGAGGUGACACUGAACAUGUUAAACGCCCCUGAGAACGAAGUAGAUGUCGAGGGUCUAAAUAACGACGUCAAGCUGGAGUUCGAAGCGGGAAAUGAAGAAGUGGCCACCUGAAACCUGCUUUGCUUCACGUAGGAUCACCCUGGGGUGAAUGACUAACCAUGGCACUAUAAAUCAUAAAUUACGUCACACCAUUGAUUUCAUCACGAAACAGCUAAGUGACCUUUUGCAACACCAUGUGACGUGAUUUAUUCACUAAUGCUGUAGAGCUAGACAAAAACAGUGCGGCACUAGCGUCAUACGAAUUUGUUCGUUAAUGGCAUUUAGUCACGUGACAACGAGUUCGUCUGGCGUAGUUGGCGUUUCUCGCAGUGUUUUUGUCUUGAUCUGAUUUUUAUUACAGUACGAUGUUGCCAUAUUUGGUAACUGAUAAAUGUUUUAGUUGGAAUUGGAGGACAAAGAGUUUUUGACUCUGCUUCUUUUGAGUUUAAGACAAAAGCAUUAGUGAAACGGUGUUACUUCAUGUAUGCAUCUUGCAGCUUGCAUAUUGGAAGUUCCAUCGUAACGAUAGUUUUUGAAUAUGUUUUUUAAUUAUAUUAUUUUAUCGAUUAUGCACUGAUUGUAAGUAGCAUCACAAUUAUAUUUUUAACCAAAGUGCCCAUGGUUAGUAUUGUAUGUCAUGAUGGAACAUUUAUAUUCAUUUUUUGAUUUGCAAUUAUAAUUUAAAAAUUUUAAUGAAUUAAAUUUGAUUUUUUUAUA